This is a messenger RNA of Durotheca rogersii, 1440 nucleotides long. RefSeq lists its product as uncharacterized. Gene Ontology annotation, cellular component: plasma membrane. The coding region runs from base 78 to 1211 and encodes 377 amino acids. The record is from RefSeq and is a predicted model, not a curated record. Gene Ontology annotation, molecular function: transmembrane transporter activity. Gene Ontology annotation, biological process: transmembrane transport. Lineage: Eukaryota; Fungi; Ascomycota; Sordariomycetes; Xylariales; Xylariaceae. The transcript is spliced from 3 exons.
ACGUCGAUGACGAGCCUACUGCCUUCCUAUUCGGAGUCCCCGCUGCAUAUAUCAUCACCAUCGCGCCUCGAACAGGUAUGCGGCAGAUGAUCCAGUCGCGGUACUGCUUCGGGAAAUACUGCAACAUCCUGACCUCCGUCGUCGUAACCCUCACCGUCGGUGGCUUCGGUGUCACAGGCAGCAUCAACGGAGCGCAGUGUCUUGCGGCCGUGCGCCCAGGAACGCUACCGGUCGAGGGCGCCAUCGCCAUCAUCAUGGUGUUGUCGCUCGCCAUCGGCUUCAUGGGUUACCGCGUGAUGCACCUGUUCACGCGCUGGGCGUGGAUCCCCACGCUCGCCGCCAUCAUCGUGCUCGUCGUGUGUGCGAGCCCACAGCUCGCUCAGCAGGCCCCCGCGCGCAUCCGCCACGCACAGGACUACCUAGGCAUGGUCGCCUUCGCCGCCGGCAACAUGGUCACCUGGGGUAACGUCGCUGGCGACUACGCUUGCUACAUGCCGCCGACGGCCCCGCGCCUCCGUCUCGCCGUCUAUUGUCUCCUCGGUAUCGCAUUGCCCUUCUCCCUGCUUAUGGUGCUCGGCGCCGCCAUCGGCGGCGCGGUGUUUGCCAUCCCCACUUGGGCUGCCGCGUACCGGGCUGGUGGCGUCGGCGCCGUCAUUGGGCAUAUCCUGAUCACGCGGCUCGGCGACUUCGGCCGGUUCGUGCUCGUAGUGCUCGGUAUCUCAGUGCUUGCGACAUGCGGCCGCGACGUGUACACGAUCUCGUUCAACCUGACGGCGGUGGCGCCAGCACUACGACGUGUGCCACGCAUCGUGCUCUCAGUCGUGGCGACGGCGGCAAUCAUCGCAGUCGCGAUCCCGGCGUCGCAGUCCUUCGUGCGGUCCGUGACCGCCUUCCUCAGUAUCAUCGGCUACUACGCUGGCGCGUCGGUCACCUGCUUCCUCGUCGAGUUCCUCUGGUUCCGGGGCGGCGACCCGGCGAGCUUUGACCCGCGCAUCUGGGACGACGGCCGCGCGCUGCCGACCGGCCUGAGCGCGCUCGCGUCCGUCCUCAUCGCCUGGGCCUUCAUCAUACCCUCGAUGGCGGCCGACUGGUACACGGGCCCGAUCGCCGAGAAGACGGGCGACCUCGGCUUCGAGUUCGCCGUCGUCGUCGCGUUCCUAGCGUACAUGGCCUUGCGGUCGUUAGAGAUAAAGAUUCGCGGGCGUCUGUGAGGCCGAGAUAGAUAACUACUACGUAGAGCAUGGGAGUACUCUGGUUAAAUUGUGUCACGGCAUUUCUGGCUCGGGAUAUGGGAUAGAGCAAGGCGAUCGGGAUAUCUUAGUGUUGGGCUCAAUGGUAAUACUCAGUAUUUAAUGCCUACUUCCGUCUUCACUUUCGGCAGCUGUAACCUGAGCACUUGUAGAUCCUGCAUAGUCAUGUUACCUAGAUGUUACCCUCUGC